CAGGAGCGGCACAGAAACAGGCAGCCCAAGCGGGACGGUCUCCCUGCCAGAGCCAACAUGGCGGACAGGGAUCCAGUUGCCGCGGACGACAGGAAGAGGUGGGACGUCCUGCAGAGAGGCGGCGGCGAUCAGCACAGAAAGUCAGACGGUCAUCACGGUCCUCGCUCCCCCGAACAAAACACCCAGACAGAGCUGUCUGUUCCUUUCAGAGGCCACAUCGCAGGUGGGAUGCAGCUGGGGAAGAAAAUCAUAGUUGUAGGUGCUGUGGAUCCACGGCCUGACAGGUUCUACAUCGGCCUGACCUGCGGCUGCGGGACGUCCCGAGCGCCUCCCUCUGACGUGGCGCUGGAGAUCGGCGUGCGAUUCAGGGACCGCCAGGUUCUGCGACGGGCCCGAGUGUCGGGAACAUGGGGCGAAAUCGAGCGGGGCGUCCCGUUCUUCCCCUUCAUCAGGGAUCAACCGUUCAAGAUUGAGAUUUGUUGUGAACGAAGCCGGUUUCGUGUCUUGGUGGACGGGCAGCAGCUGUUUGACUUUUACCACAGAGUGACGUCUCUGAAGGACAUCGACACGCUGUGGAUCAACGGCAGCGUGAGCAUCGCCAAGCUGGGCUGAGCUGAAGGACGACAGAUUCAACGGGUUUCUGGUGAAGAUGCUCAGAUCUCUGCUUCCUGGGACGCGUGUCAUGGAGGAGCACAAGCUGCUGGGAUUUGCCUCUCUGAACUCUGGACAGUCUGCCAGACAAUGAGCUUGGAGAAAGACAGCUGACCUCCGACCCGUACGGCCACACUGCUCAUUUGUUCCUACCUACGCAGCUACAGGUCGUAAUGAGCUGCUGUACAAACGGCCUGUGGGGUUGUUUUUUGGUGAAGGCCAGUCUCCAUGUGAAAAACUGAGACUGUCCUUCACCAAAAAACAACCCCAUAGGUCGUUUGUACAGCAGCUUGUUAUUUUUAAAGACAAGCGCCCUCUACUGGUCCUGUAAAUCAGUGGUUGUCGGACUUAUUAGGUUUCAGUAUUAUCCUCUCCCUGAUUUCUGAAUUCCAGUUCCCCGUUAACACGACUACAACUUUUUGCUUAGAAAACGGCAACAGAAAACCACAGCGAUCAUGCAAAGAAUGAACAACAACCUGCCAUCUGAAGAACAGAACAUUACAAAUAAGAAAUGGAGUGAAAGAGUUGUGAUUGGUGCCUCCUGAGCAGAUUUAUGUUAACACUAUGGCCUUAACGUUUCAGUUAAGUCAGCGUUUUUUUCUUCUUUUUUUUUUUUUUUUAACUGGUUCUUCUGGGUCAUUUUUAACAAGCCACCGCUUCAUAUUUUGCCAACUUCAUUGCUAGUGAGCCUUCAAAUUCAAGUUGCAAAUGCAAACUUCCCGCCUCUUCUGUGCUGCUUGCCGCAACAUUUAAAGUUGGGAAAUAUUGUUUAGAAGUGUAGUCCUGUUUCACACUUUAAGCCUUACUAUUAUUAUCCUAACCCUAAAUACAUAUUUUUACAAUCCUGUAAUAUAUUCAUGAUUUAUUCUUGUAUUUUUCUAUUUACAGACUUCUCUCACAUACCCCCUGUAGUACCUCCAUGUACCACUAGGGGUAUCCCCAUUUGGAGAAUGUGCGUGUAAAUAACAACAAUGUGGUGUGAGAGUUUGAUUCCUGUGUGAAGCGAGUCCCAGCUGUUUUGUUUUGCUUGUUUCUGCGUUUAUUACUGUCACCAUGACAACAAAGGUUCUCUAACAUUAACCUCAACCAUAAACAAGUGUUUUUGGUGGCUAAAUUUAACCAAACUAAUCGUUUUGACAAAUGCACACCAGGGUUUGUGGCGCAUCUCCUGCCGCCAGACCACCAUCUUCCUGUGGUGAUGUGUUCAAUGACCUCGCAGGCCACCGUCCUUUUGUGGUGAUGUGUUCAGUGACCUCACAGAUCACCGUCCUCCUGUGGUGAUGUGUUUAAUGACC
Messenger RNA from Myripristis murdjan (pinecone soldierfish), 1946 nucleotides. RefSeq names its product galectin-related protein-like. The record is from RefSeq and is a predicted model, not a curated record. The transcript is spliced from 5 exons. NCBI's taxonomy places the organism in Eukaryota, Metazoa, Chordata, Actinopteri, Holocentriformes, Holocentridae. The coding region runs from base 58 to 612 and encodes 184 amino acids. Gene Ontology annotation, molecular function: carbohydrate binding.